AGGAGUUAACGGACAUUGAGGAAGAUGAGGAAGAAGAAGAAGAAAAGUCGGCGUGACCAACCUCAGUGACACAAGAGUUUAUGCGGGAUCAUCUGAGAAAUAAAAUAAGUGGCAACUGUGAUUAUUAAGAGUUUAGUGAUUACUUUUUUUUGUAACUCAUGCCAUGAAAACGACCGAGGGGAACGGCGUUGUGGAGCAAAGUGUUACAGAAGAGGAUGUGCGACUGCUAAUCGAAAGAAAAGAUGAAAUUGAGGAACAAAUCAAAGCAUAUUACGACAUGCUCGAAGAUCAGGGUGAUGUAGGCAUGCACGGUCCUCUGGUCGACGUUGAAGGCUUUCCUCGUGCAGAUGUGGAUUUGUACAUAGUCCGAACAGCAAGGCACAAUAUCUCCUGUUUACAGAAUGAUCACAAAACUGUCAUGGUGGAGAUAGAGAAUGCUCUGCAUAAGUUGCAUGCCAAGGUGAGGGUCAAUAACAAGCAGGGUGAGGCAAUGGCACUGGUGGAAUCCACUGAGCAGGCUGUGUCCUUGCCAUCCCCAUUUGCCCGUGUAGACACCAUAAUACAGGGCUCCCCUGCUUUUCAGUCGGGUUUGCAAAUUGGUGAUGAGGUCCUUGAGUUUGGGUCCGUGAAUACACGAAACUUCAAGAAUCUGCAUGACAUAGCUUCUGUUGUCCAACACAGUGAAGGGAAAUCCCUCCGUGUUGGAGUGAUUCGGAAUGGAGAAGAGGUACAUCUUCAUUUGAGUCCACAGCAAUGGUCUGGUAGAGGACUACUAGGGUGCAACCUAGUACCUCUUCGAAGAUAACCAGUCAAAGUACAAGGACUAUGAGACUGGUGAAGUGUAAUUUUCAAGCCAAACAACUGUUUGUGGCACAAAAAUAUUAAUACAUUUGCUUAAGAUAAAAACAUUUCAUUAUUUAAUUGUGUGUAUUACUCUAAUUGAUAAAUUACCAAGGAGAGAUAACAGACAGUUCAAUAUCAGAAUUACAGUUUGUCAGUUGAAAAGAUUGUUUGAAAAAUAAAUAAAUGCAAAAAUCAAAAUAAAAAAAUCCCCAGUUGCA
Messenger RNA from Myxocyprinus asiaticus (Chinese sucker), 1061 nucleotides. RefSeq names its product 26S proteasome non-ATPase regulatory subunit 9-like. Gene Ontology annotation, biological process: proteasome regulatory particle assembly. NCBI's taxonomy places the organism in Eukaryota, Metazoa, Chordata, Actinopteri, Cypriniformes, Catostomidae. Gene Ontology annotation, molecular function: protein binding. The record is from RefSeq and is a predicted model, not a curated record. Bases 164 to 805 code for a protein of 213 amino acids. The transcript has 6 exons. Gene Ontology annotation, cellular component: nucleus; cytoplasm.